GUGGUUUACAGUUUGUUUUUCCCAGCGAAACAUCGACAUGGAGUUCACAGAGGCGUUGGUGAAAGUUCAGCUGGGCUGGCAUCAUAUGCAUUUCCUGGUUUCUGUCCUCUGUCUGCUUGCAGUGGUCUUUAAACUGACCAUGUUCCUCAUCCACAGAAAGGAAGUGCUUCGAAACAUGGAAGCUUUUCCAGGACCACCUGCGCACUGGCUGUUUGGACACGCUCUGGAGUUCAACCAAACUGGGACAAUCUUGGAAAAGGUACUGGAAUGGGGACAGCAGUACCAACAUGCUUUCUCACUGUGGUUUGGACCCUCUGUUUGUGUAAUCCACAUUCACCAUCCAGAUUAUGUCAAAACCAUCCUGACAUCAACAGAGCCAAAAGAUGAUCUGGGAUAUGAUUAUCUUAAACCUUGGAUUGGAGAUGGGUUAUUAGUGACAAAUGGUCAGAAGUGGUUUCGCCAUAGAAGACUUUUGACUCCAGGUUUCCAUUAUGAUGUUUUGAAACCAUACCUUAAACUGAUGGCAGAAUCUACUGAAACUAUGCUGGACAAAUGGGAGAGUUAUGCAAACAGCAAUGAGGUUUUUGAAUUGUUUGAGCACGUCAGUCUUAUGACACUGGACAGCAUAUUGAAGUGUGCCUUCAGCUGCAACAGCAACUGUCAGACAGAAAGUGGAACAAAUGCAUACAUCAAAGCAGUUUAUGAGCUCACUCAUCUGAUAAACAUGCGAGUCAGGACGUUUCCAUACCAUAGUAAUCUCAUCUUCUACCUCAGCCCACAUGGUUACAGAUACAGGAAAGCACUGAAGGUGGCGCACAGUCAUACAGAGGAAAUUAUAAGAAAGAGGAAAGAAGCACUAAAAGAAGAAAAGGAGCUAAACCGCUUACAGGCUAAGAGAAACUUGGACUUUCUGGACAUCCUUCUCCUUCCAAGAGAUGACAAUCAGCAGGGUCUGUCAGAUGAGGAUAUCCGUGCAGAAGUGGAUACCUUCAUGUUUGAGGGUCAUGACACCACAGCCAGCGGCAUCUCUUUCAUCCUCUAUUGCCUUGCCCGCCACCCAGAACACCAGAAGAUUUGCAGGGAUGAGAUUAUUGAAGCACUGGAUGGCAAAGACACAAUGGAGUGGGAGGAUCUCAGUAAAAUUCCAUACACUACCAUGUGCAUAAAAGAAUGCCUUCGCCUCUACCCUCCUGUACCAGGAAUAGCUAGAAAAACCACCAAACCUAUAACUUUCUUUGAUGGAAGGACUCUUCCAGCAGGUUCUCGCAUUACAACAAGUGUGUUUGUGAUGCACAGAAAUGCAGCUGUCUGGGAAAACCCUAAUGUCUUUGACCCGUUGCGAUUCCUACCAGAGAAUGUUUCCAAAAGGUCACCUCAUGCAUUUGUCCCCUUCUCAGCUGGUCCAAGAAAUUGCAUUGGUCAGAACUUUGCUAUGAAUGAGAUGAAAGUGGUGACGGCCCUGACACUGAAGCGGUACCAGCUGAUAGAGGAGCCAACUUGGAAACCCAAGUUGAUUCCCAGGCUGGUUCUUCGCUCGCUCAAUGGCAUUCACAUCAGGAUCAAACCCGUAAACACCCAGGGGUAAAUGGAAAUAACCGCAGGGAAAAUAUUGUGUAGUACAUUUAGUUUGAAGGAUAAUCAAUCAUUUGUAACCAUUGAAGAAGCAACAGUAUGUCAUUCUGACACACUGGUUUUAUUGAUACCUCUUCACUCCUUUCUAAGGAAUUUGCUCUGAAUUAAUUUUAAUCCGUUUUAAAUAUGAAAUGUUAGAAAGGUUCAUUCAUAUUUUCUAUGUAAAAUAAUAAUAAGUAAUAUAACAUAAUGCAUUUCUUUGUAAACAAACAUGUUAGAUUUGUUUAAAGUAAUUAAAACUUCACAUACUGAAAUUAUCUUUCCAACUGUUUACUUAAUAUUUUACAUUGUUACUUUUCUUUUAGUGGUUAAUGGCUCUCCGUGUAUUUUAGUUGUGAUUGCUGGCUUGCUUAAUGCCUUGAAAACAAACUUGUUGUGUAACUGAACUGAUACACAUUGACCCAUGUUCUUUCCUCUCCGUCCAGUAGUUUGUCUCUCUCGCAUGAAUUCUCUUGAACUAGAUCCAAAAUACUUUCAGAUAUCUGGUUAGUGUUCACCUUGAGAAUAUAGGCUUAGGGGUUAACUCAGACUUUUCCCUUUUUUCAAGUGCAAAGAAAUGACAUUGUACAUAAUUAAAAUAUUUACAUUUAAUAAAUUAUCCUUUUA
Molecule: messenger RNA, 2238 nt
Organism: Mugil cephalus (flathead mullet)
Lineage: Eukaryota; Metazoa; Chordata; Actinopteri; Mugiliformes; Mugilidae
Product: cytochrome P450 4B1-like
Exons: 12
Coding region: 38-1585 (515 amino acids)
Molecular function (GO): oxidoreductase activity, acting on paired donors, with incorporation or reduction of molecular oxygen; monooxygenase activity; heme binding
Source: RefSeq, a predicted model, not a curated record